Molecule: messenger RNA, 267 nt
Organism: Debaryomyces fabryi
Lineage: Eukaryota; Fungi; Ascomycota; Pichiomycetes; Serinales; Debaryomycetaceae
Exons: 1
Coding region: 1-267 (88 amino acids)
Cellular component (GO): intracellular anatomical structure
Molecular function (GO): oxidoreductase activity, acting on NAD(P)H, oxygen as acceptor
Source: RefSeq, a predicted model, not a curated record
AUGCCUCAAAAUAUUAAAAGUAUCAUCGAACCAAAAUUUGAUAAUCUUCCUACAAAAAUACCAGAUAUUUCUAGUAAUGUUUUUAAUUUAUUUUCGUUAAAAGGAAAGGUUGCCUCCAUCACCGGUUCUUCGGCCGGAAUUGGAUUAGCGGUUGCAGAAGCCUAUGCUCAAGCAGGCGCUAACAUAGCCAUUUGGUACAACUCUACUCCAGCAGAUGACAUUGCUGAAAGGUUAUCUAAAUCUUAUAAUAUCACUGCCAAGGCCUAA